AUGGCUUUACGCUUCCGCAGUUUCAUGCCAUAUGCCAUACCUGGAGUGCUGGCACUUCUUAGCUGCUGGUGGAUCUAUGCCCAUAGAAAAAAGCAUGCAAGCUAUCACGACAAACAGGCAAUAGCCAUUGAAGAAGAGCACCUGGAAGAAGUACCAGAGAAUGAUUCAACAGCCGGAACAGAAGCACAUGUUCCUCGAAGACUGCCUGUCUCAUCUGAAGAGGAAUGCCCAGAGAAUGAAACCUCGACCUCCCUGCUGUCAGCAGGGUCGACGACGCCCUCUCUUCUGUGUCGAAGUCACGAGAGGCUAGAUCUCUCACAGGACCUUCCAGACCUGUCAGUAACGACUAUUCAGCCCAGCACCCUGGAAGACGACAGUGAAAAACUAGAAACAAUAGGAUCUGAAGAUGAAAGCAGCAUCCCUGCUUGUGUUUCUCUCCCUCUGGUCUCAGAGAGCGCAGAGUGUCACGGCAGUGCAGCAGUGAGCCUCGUACAGGAUUCGGGCUCUAGUGCAAACCAAGACCGGUGGCCGUCAGCAUCGGUGACACUGACACAAAAGCCCUUGGGAAUCACAGAGAACAGCAACGCAGAGCAGUCAGAUGAUUCUUCACUUAAGCCCCCUAAGGAAAGCAAGAUGCCAGAAACUGUGCUGUCGGAUCCUGGCUCUGUGACAGCCCUCUGCUUGGGAUGGGAGAAGGAAGCCAGUACCCCACAAGCCUUUCUCAAUAGUGAAACUGAAGUUGUAUCAAGUCACAAGGAUUCUGCCGUGAGCGUGUUACCGGAUAGCUUGGAGCCUGCCUGUCUGGAGCCGUCCAGGGAGGAAGAGAUGUCCGAGCCAAUUGCCAGUACUGUACCUGUGUGUCAGGAGGAGGACGCACAGCCAAAAGAAGAUGAACUGGAAAGAGAGAAGGCGGCCAGUGUUGUUUCCUCUGAUCAGAUGCUCGUGCAGAAGCUGCGGGAGCAGAUGGGAACGCUGCUGCGAAGGGUGAUGUUCGUGUGCAGCGAGGAGGUGCUGUCUGGUUCUGCAAGCGAUGGGUCCACUCGGAUCUGCCAGGCUGCUGCCGGCCGAGUUGAGAGACCUCUGGAGAUGGCCAGCUUUGUUUCCUCCGAGGUACUUGUGGAGGAGGCUACGAGAGCAGAUGAGAACACUGCUGUAAAGAGUGAUGCUGUGGUACUGACAUCCCUGCAGACAGGGGAACAGGUUCAGAGUGUGGCAGGUUCCAGCUGUUUAACACACGGCUGUUUAUCUGGCCCUGCUCAGGGAGACACAGAAGACUGUCGGAUGAAGAACCGUGUGUGCAGUGAGUCCCGAGGAGUUGAUAGGACUCUUGUGGAAAACCAUGGAGAGGCACUGGAAAAGUUGCCUUUGGUUAUGGAGGACUCUGUGUGCAGCUUGUAUGCAUCCGAAGGUGGCACAAGUGUUGAGGACGCGUUGCAGAACACGAUGCUGGCUGUCGCGUCAGGCCAGCAUUUGGUCUCGCUGAGCAUAUCUGCCAUCCAAGACACGUCUGCUGAGCAGAACUUAGUACCGGGUGAAAAGCCUCCUACUCUGAAGCUACUUGAAGACAGCGAAGUACCGUACAGUAAUGGGAUACUGAAAGAGGAUGGUCCAGACUUGUGCCAUGGGUGUAGCAGGGCAGCAGGGAUGGAUGAAGAUCACUCAGGAGGUUUGGAGAUAAAUAGCGUGGAAUUUGUGGACAGUGGCUGUGCCAUGAGGAAGACAGUGACUCACCAGAACUGUAAGCUAGGAAGAAAAUCCAGCAAUUCUGACUUCAUUAUCUGGGAAAUAGAGGUCCCAAAGGAGUUAGUUGGCCGCUUGAUUGGCAAACAAGGAAGAUAUAUGAACUUCUUGAGGCAAGCGUCUGGUGCCAAAAUUUAUGUCUCAACACUGCCUUAUUUCUGUGACUCCCAGAUCUGUCACAUCGAAGGCUACCCAGAUCAAGUAGAAAAAGCACUGAGCCUGAUUGGCAAGAAGUUCAAAGAGCUGUGUCUCACCAACAUCUACGGUCUACCUCCGCCGACACCAUUGACGCUUCAUUCCCUCCUUAUGACUGCCUGGCUGUUCCUCCCGGAUGGAGUCACUAUAGAGGUGGUCGUGGCAAACCAAGUUGAUGCAGGGCACAUGUUUCUACAGCAGCAUACACACCCCACGUUCCACGUCCUGCGUAGCCUGGACCAGCAGAUGUGUGUCUGCUAUUCUCAACCUGAAAUUCCAACCCUACCAACUCCAGUAGAAGUUGGUAUUAUCUGCGCGGCUCCAGGCCUGGAUGGGGCGUGGUUACGGGCUCAAGUUAUUAGCUACUUCGAAGAGACUGAUGAAGUGGAGCUCAGAUACGUGGACUAUGGAGGAUAUGACAAAGUGAAGAUCAACACACUCAGACAAAUCAGGUCUGACUUUUUAUCACUACCUUUCCAAGGAGCGGAAGUUUUACUAGACAACGUGGUGCCGCUUCCAGAUGAGGAUCACUUUUCAUCUGAAGCUGACGCGGCUGUUAGAGAGAUGACCAGAGGCGCAGUCCUGGUGGCACAGGUCACGAAUUAUGACAGUGCGACAGGUCUGCCGCUGAUACAGCUGUGGAACUUGAUGGGAGAUGAGGUGGUGUCCAUAAACAGAACUCUGGUGGAAAGAGGAUUUGCUCAGUGGCUUGACUACUAGCAAUGUCCUAGAUGCCUCGAC
Molecule: messenger RNA, 2676 nt
Organism: Opisthocomus hoazin
Lineage: Eukaryota; Metazoa; Chordata; Aves; Opisthocomiformes; Opisthocomidae
Source: RefSeq, a predicted model, not a curated record